Drosophila hydei is the source of this 1810-nucleotide messenger RNA. Its product is annotated as cytochrome P450 6a2-like. The record is from RefSeq and is a predicted model, not a curated record. Lineage: Eukaryota; Metazoa; Arthropoda; Insecta; Diptera; Drosophilidae. Bases 26 to 1546 code for a protein of 506 amino acids. The transcript is spliced from 2 exons. Gene Ontology annotation, molecular function: monooxygenase activity; oxidoreductase activity, acting on paired donors, with incorporation or reduction of molecular oxygen; iron ion binding.
GAAGUCGGCGAGAACUGAUCACAAAAUGUUGUUACUUAUAUACUUGCUGAUCGCUAUAUCAGCAUUAGUUGCAUAUUUUUUGCACUACAAUAUGAACUAUUGGAAAAGCCGUGGCAUACCUCAGGAUCCUCCGCAUCCCUUCUAUGGAAACAUGGUCGGAUUCAGAAAGAAUCGUGUUCUUCAUGAAAUAAUAGAGGAAUACUAUAUCAAGUUUCGAAAGACUGGUCAUCCCUUUGUGGGUUUUAAUUUUCUACAAAGACGAAGUGCUUUUAUUAUGGAUAUCAAGCUGGCCAAGAAUAUUCUCAUUAAGGACUUCACGAACUUCGCCGACCGUGGACAGUUCCACAAUGAACGCGAUGAUCCCCUCACUGGACAUCUCUUCAACUUGGAUGGCAAGCGCUGGAAGGAGAUGCGUCAGAAGCUAUCACCCACUUUCACAUCUGGCAAGAUGAAGUUCAUGUUCCCAACUGUCAUCAAAGUGUCCGAGGAAUUCGUUAAGGUUAUGCUGGAGGAAGUCCCAGAUAAGACUGGAGGAGCCAUCAUUGAAGUCAAGGAUCUGAUGGCGCGCUUUACUACUGAUGUUAUAGGCACAUGUUCUUUCGGCAUAGAGUGCAAUACUCUUCGUAAUCCUAAGACGGAUUUCCGUAUAAUGGCAAAUAAAUCUCUAACUGAGAUGCGCCAUGGCCGUGUCUUGAGCGCUUUUCAGUUCAGCUUUCCGAAUCUGGCAAGAAAACUGGGCAUGCGACAGGUUCCGGAAGAUGUUCACCAGUUCUUCAUGAGCUUAGUCAAGGAAACAAUCGCACUUAGAGAGAAGGAAAAUAUCAAACGAAAUGACUUUAUGCAGAUGUUAAUUGAAUUGAAGCAGAAAGGAAGCUUUACGAUGGAUAAUGGCGAAGUAGUCACAGGAUUGGAUGUUGGAGAGCUGGCAGCUCAGGUCUUUGUCUUCUACUUGGCUGGCUUUGAGACCUCUUCAUCAACCAUGACCUAUGCUCUAUAUGAACUCGCCCAACAUACCGAUAUUCAGGAUAGACUAAGGGAAGAUAUUCGGGAUGUUCUGCAGCAACACGAUGGAAAACUGACCUAUGAAAGCAUCAAAGCCAUGCGAUACUUGGAUCAGAUUAUUUCUGAAACCCUCCGACUAUACACCAUUGUGCCUUUCCUUGUGAGACAAGCACUUAAUGACUAUGUUGUACCUGGUCAUUCCAAAUAUGUUAUAGAGAAGGGAAUGCAAGUAAUCCUGCCCGCACCAGCUUAUCAUCGGGAUGAAGAUUUUUAUCCGGACCCCGAGAAAUUCGAUCCGGAACGUUUCUCGCCCGAACAGGUGGCAGCUCGCGACUCUGUUGAGUGGCUGCCCUUCGGCGAUGGACCCAGAAAUUGUGUGGGAAUGCGCUUUGGCCAAAUGCAAACACGGAUUGGCCUAGCCCAGCUCAUUAGGAACUUCAAGUUUACAGUUUGCAAUAGAACUGAAAUACCUCUUAAGUAUGAUCCCAUGUCUUUUGUGUUGGCCUCAGUUGGCGGCAUUCAUUUGCGAGUAGAGCGUGUUUAGGUGGCAAUAUGUAAAUGUGCUCUGAGCCACGUUAUUAGGUGACAAAGUAGAUGGCGAUGUGGUCAUACAUGUUUGUAUCAGCACGCAUUAGGUCUAAUGACAUGUGGCGUCUGUCUUUAUGUAAAUGUGGGUGUUAUUACUAUAUAUAAUUAAAUAAUGAACCUGUUGAGAAACUUUUCAAUGCCCUGGCUUAACUGGCUAUCAUUCUGCUUGUAGUAAAGGUAAUUUAAAAAUUUUCAAUAUAUCUUUGAGCCACUUUAACUG